Molecule: messenger RNA, 831 nt
Organism: Lathyrus oleraceus (garden pea)
Lineage: Eukaryota; Viridiplantae; Streptophyta; Magnoliopsida; Fabales; Fabaceae
Exons: 2
Coding region: 101-778 (225 amino acids)
Source: RefSeq, a predicted model, not a curated record
AUAAGAAGGCAUCGAAUUUCAUUUAAGGUUAUACCAACCAAACCAACCCUUAAGGCCUAAAUAAGGUUCUUUUUUUCUUGCUUCAUCACUAAGGAAUAAGAUGGGAGAAGGUGUUUAUUUGGAUACCAUUUUAGUCCCUUUGAGCCUUUUCAUUACAAUAGUUUACCAUGCUUUUCUCUUCUACACCAUCAAGAACAAACCUUCACGCACAACUUAUGGAAUUGAUAGGUUAAGGAGGAACACUUGGGGUCUCAAUUUAGAUCAGGGUGAUGAUAAAAAGGCUAUGCUAUGUGUACAAAGCUUGAGGAACACUCUUAUGGCGACAAUUCUCACAGCAACUAUAACAAUUCUUGUAAACAUGGCUUUGGCAGCUUUGAACAACAAUGCUUUCAAUGCAAGUCAUCUCUUUACAAGUGAAUUUUUCGGUUCGAAAUCGGAUAAAAUCUUCCUUUUGAAAUAUGGUUCAGCAUCAAUUUGUUUGUUGAUUAGUUUCUUAUGCAGCUCAAUGGCCAUAGGGUUUCUAAUUGAUGCAAAUUUUUUGAUGAAUGCUUAUGGAGAUUUUUUGUCCGGUGGUUACACACAAAGUGUGUUAGAAAAAGGGUUUACCUUAGCUUUUGUUGGGAAUAGAAUAUUUUGUGUUGCCAUUCCUUUGAUGCUUUGGAUGUUAGGUCCUGUGCUUGUGUUUUUAGCUUGCAUAGCUUUGGUUUGUUUGUUGCAUGAGUUUGAUUAUGUCCCUAAAAUUCCACAUAGUCAGAAACGAUGUAACAAUGUAAAAUGAACUAUAAUAAGCAAAUUAUUAUUAUUAGUAUAGAGGUUUAGUUUUUAUGUAAA